GUAUCCCCUUCAGGACGUCGUCUGUUUACAUGUCUCCCACGUCUUGGGCAAAAUGUUAGAACAGCAGAUAGAGACCAUUGUUACCAGUCUCUGCGCCAGCCAGAAACUGGAGCGAGAUCGGGCUGUUGUCGAGCUUAAUAACAAGAUAAAGACCCUGUCCACUGAAGUUAUUCAUAGCCUCCAGAGGGCCUUGAUCAAUAAGUCACUUGACUCCAGCAGUCCAUGGGAAACAGUACAUGGAUCUCUUUUGGGCCUGCGAGUGGUGGUGAUGAACACAGAGGUUGAACCGGAAGGCCAAUUCCACUGUGAAGUAAGGGCUGCUUCUCUCAGGCUCCUCACUCAUCAGGAAGUUCGUGUGAGACAAGCAGCUGGUGAGGUGCUAGGUGCUCUGUGCCAACAAGAUGGAGGGGUUACGUACGCUUCAUGCCGGUCACAGGUUUUAGAGCUAGUGCGCAGUAAUUUAGAACGGCAAAUGACUGAUGAUGAUGCCUCAAGGAGUGAACACGAAAGCACAAGGCAGCUGAUGGAGAAACUAACAGCAGGAACGAGAGAGAGGAGAAAUAGUGGUGAUGCAGCUCAGAUCUUCCAUGACACGGCCGGGUGGCGUAACUUGGAGACUAACAUGAAAUGCCUCGAACAUAUGAUCAAUGGCUGUGCUCCAAAGUUCCUUCCUUAUAUUGAUCAGGAUUUGCUGGACUUGAUAUUCACGGCCCUGACACACACUAAUCGUUUUGUGAGGGAGACGGGAUUUAAUGUGUGUGCUGCAUUGGUGUCAUGCGGAGGAGGAGAGGCAGCAGAGUUCCUGGAGACCAAUCCAAUGUUCACCUUUGGAGAUCAGCUGUCUCGUCACCUGGGACAGGGAUUGGCUGAUAACUGGAGCCAGGUACGCUUAGCAUCAUCUGUUGCAACACGGAAGUUCCUGAUGUCACUCCCAGCAGCUGCCAGAGAGAGGUUCUUCCCUGUCCUGCUUCCCAGACUGUGCCUUAAUAGGUAUUAUGUCGCUGAAGGAGUGAGGCUCCAUUCACAGGAAACUUGGCGUCAGGUGGCUGGGUCAGAGGGUAAAGCCUUGGUGGAAAAAUACAUUGAUCCUGUGGUUGUCUACUAUAUUGAAGCAACAGAAGCGGACAAUCAUGCAGUACGCGAGGCAGCUUGUGCAUGCAUCGCAGAAUUGGCCCUGAAGAUAGCUCGAAGUGCUGUGCGAGCCCAUGUGCCUGACUUGCUCCAUGCUCUCACUGUGUGCUUCAGUGAUGAUUCGUGGCCUGUCAGAGAUGCGGCAUGUGUAGCUUGUGGAAACUUUAUCCUGUGCUUCCCUGAUGAGUCUCAGGGCACUUUAGAAGUGCUCUACCCUCUCUUCUUCACCAAUCUCCAGGAUAACAUCCCCUCUGUUCGCCAAGGAGCAGCCGCCGCACUCUCCAAUGUUGUCAGAGCUUAUGGAAAGACUGUCCUUCCACACAUCAUGGAAAAACUAAAGGAGGGAUUAAAAGGUGUUGAGGGACAGCCCUCGGAGAGUGAGCGCUACGGUGACCUAGAAAGUGGACCGGCCACUUACGGAGUCGUGAAACGCAAGAGAGACAAUGACAUGGACCUCCAUUCUAAUAAGCAGAUGUACUCUUGUGGUUCCUUGGCUCCUAAGAUGGGGCGUGGUGGAGGUGGAUGCUCUGACUGCAGGUUCCGGCGUCCUCCACAGCUUUGGGAGAAAGCUGAUGGGUGCCUCUACCUGGCCAGUGAGUUGGCAGGAAUCCCUGAGGCUGCUCCCAGUAUCUUAGAGUGCUUGCCCCUAAUGUCCGAGGCUGUCCGCCACAAGCACUACACAUCCCAUGUUACCCUGCUGGAGACGCUUUGCAAGACCUUACCCCACAUGGCCAAGGGUCUUAGCAAGAGGGUGUUCAAGAGCCACCUGCAUCUCUUCCUGGAUGCUAUCUUCUAUGCAUUGGAGUGUGAAAAUGCCCUGACAUCAUCAGCCGCAAGCCAGUGUCUGACGCAGCUCUCGCAGUUUCUUGGUCCAAACAUCCUCCGUGGGCGAGUGGAAGAGUACAAUCCGAGUUAUUUAAGAGCUUUAGAUGCCAACAACUUCAUCGCUCCACUGUGAUAAAGAUGGCAACAGAGAGAAGCUGAAGAGUGCGUCCAUCAAGCCAACAGUCAAUGCGUACCUUCCAGAACAGUCUGUCUAUGGGUUGUUUACAAAGGUUUGUAGUUAACCUUUUGAGCCAAAUAGUGGGAGAAAAAAAAUAUAUAUUGAGAAUUUAGCAUGUGCCUAGAAGCCAUACACACUAUUGAAGUGUUCUAGACUUGAUGUAAUUGUAAAAGUCAACCAACCAUGAGCUUAAUGUGAGAGUACAGUGUUAGGGAAAUAUCUUGUUGUUUGUUACAUACUUACUCAAGGGUUUACUUUUCCAGGUUAUGUAAUUGAUCAACAAUAUAAAUUCCUACUCAGUAAUUUAAUAAUAGUCUCCUUACCACUGUCUUUCCCCUACAUUUAGAAGUGUUCAUGUUGUGCUAAAGAUUAUUUUGAAUAUCCUAUUCUUAUUAUUUUAAUAGGAUGGUUGGAGGUGGGAUACAUUUAAGGUAUCUUUUGCAAUUGAUUGCAAGUCUCGCCAGUUGUCAUAUUUAGGGUGCUGCAAGAACAUAAAAUGUAUGCAUAGUAAUAUCUUUUUUCAUUAUGGCUUCAACUCCUGCUUCUGUUAUAUGUGUCAAUAUUUCCUGUGUAUGAAAUGUUGGAGGCAAAGUUCCCCUAGUACUGGUUUUAUAUAUUUUUUCCUUUGAUUAAAAAACAAAAAAACAUAAUGGUUGUGAUGAUAGGUACCAAGCAUUGUGAUUUUGAUCUGUAAGUCUCCUUUUAGAACAUAUAUUUUGCUUAAUGCUUUUAAAAUUUGUUGUCUUUUUUAGGGGGCAAAGGGGGGCAUGAAUAGACUUGAAUUUCAUAAGCCAAUAUAUGUAGAACAGAGACUUCAUAUUCAAGUCUGCACAUAAUGAAUGUUAGUUGUGUACACUGUAUGGAGCUUGUGUAUUUUAUUUAUUCAGGUGAUAAAAUUUGUGAUAGGAGGUCACAGUUUAUUUUGUACACAGUAUUAAGUUCUUUUUAUUCUUGAUCAUUUUUUCAAAGCAUGAUGCAUCAGAAAAAUCUGAAAGAUGAAGAAUUUCAAGAAUUUUUUCAGUUCCUCCACAUCUACUCACCUUCAUUUCUCAUAUUGCAUAUUUACAAGAGUAUCUGAUGUUAAGAUAAUUGAUAUAGUCUUCAUCUUCAGUCUGCAAAGAUAUUGAGAGAGAGAGAGAGAGACAGACACAGACAGACAGACAGACAGACAGACAGACAGACAGACAGACAGACAGACAGACAGACAGACAGACAGACAGACAGACAGACAGACAGACAGACAGACAGACAGACUUAAAAGGGGAUGAAAGUGAAAUUGACAGACAGAGGGAGGGACGGACAAGUUGUUCAAGCUAUACUUACUAAUGAAAUCUUGUCUUGGUAAAAUAGAUAGAUAGAAUUAGAAUUGCUGCAUUAGUAUUGUAUUAUUAUUAUUAUUAUUAUUAUUAUUAUUAUUAUUAUUAUUAUAUUAUUAUCAUUUGUAUUAUUAUUAUUAUUUAUUAUUGUAGUUGUUGUUAUUAUUGUCAUUGUUAUUAUUGUUAUUAUUAUUAUUAUUAUUAUUAUUAUUAUUAUUAUUAUUAUUAUUAUUGUUAUUAUUAUUAUCAUGAUCAUUAUCAUUAUCAUUAUCAUGAUCAUCAUUAUCAUUAUUAUUAUUUUAUUAUUACUGUUUUAUUAUCAUUAUCAUAUUAUAAUAAUUGUUUUUUAUUAUAAUUUAAAAAUUAUUAUGAUUAUUAUUAUGAUUAUUGUUAUUAUUAUAGAAAUUGUUAAUUUCAUUAUUGUAAUAAAAUUAUUAUUAUUAUAAAUAUUAUGAUGAUUAUUAUUGUAGUUGUUAUUAUUAUUAUAAUUAUUAUUAUUAUUAAUAUUAUUAUUAUUAUUAUUAUUAUUAUUAUUAUUAUUAUUAUUAUUAUUAUUAUUAUUAUUAUAUUAUUAUUAUUAGCAUUAACAUUGUUUUUAUUAAAACUUGCAUUUUUAUUUUUGGCAGGUAGUGUAUGUCACUUCACAUUUCUUGACAUAACAAAGACAAGAAAAAUCCUUUAUGUCUACCAUAUUGAAAAUGAAAGUGUUAAAAAUUUUUGCUUUAUGUAUUAUAUACAGGUAAUAUCUUACUAUAAUGUUAAUUUUGUAAUUUGAUAAUUCAGUACAAGCACUGUGAUUUGUUUUAGUGUAAUGAUAAAAAUCUCUAGGAUUAAAGAAAUAAAACAGCCAA
Molecule: messenger RNA, 4301 nt
Organism: Penaeus monodon (black tiger shrimp)
Lineage: Eukaryota; Metazoa; Arthropoda; Malacostraca; Decapoda; Penaeidae
Exons: 17
Coding region: 53-2089 (678 amino acids)
Cellular component (GO): cytoplasm; nucleus
Molecular function (GO): molecular adaptor activity
Source: RefSeq, a predicted model, not a curated record